Molecule: messenger RNA, 3841 nt
Organism: Strigops habroptila (Kakapo)
Lineage: Eukaryota; Metazoa; Chordata; Aves; Psittaciformes; Psittacidae
Gene: IGHMBP2
Product: immunoglobulin mu DNA binding protein 2
Exons: 15
Coding region: 6-2939 (977 amino acids)
Molecular function (GO): ATP hydrolysis activity; zinc ion binding; ATP binding
Source: RefSeq, a predicted model, not a curated record
GGGCCAUGGCGGCGGAGGCAGCGGAGCGGCACCUGGAGCUGCUGCGGGAGGAGCGGGAGGCAGAGCUGGCCCAGAGCAGGGCAUGGCAGGAAAGUGUCCCCCUGAAGGAGCUGCAGCGCAGGGGUGUCUGCCUGCUGAAACUCCACGCUGCCAGCCAGAGAACUGGCCUCUACGGGCGCCUGCUUGUGACCUUCCAGCCUAGGAAACAUGACCCAGAUGCUGAGCUGCCCUCUAACAGCUUUGGGCCCGGAGACAUCGCUGGCCUGUACGAUGCAGCCAGCCAGGGUGACGCGCUCUGCACGGGCAUCGUGACACGUGUCACCUCCAGGGCAGUGACAGUCGCCUUUGAGGACUCUCAGAACACACUGAGCCUGGACCAUGAGCGCUCCUACCGCCUGCUCAAGCUGGCCAAUGAUGUCACCUACAACAGGCUUAAAAAAGCUUUAAAUGCACUGAAGCAGUAUCGGGGGGGUCCAGCCUCUGACCUCAUCGACGUCCUCUUCUUUUCUGCUGAGCCAAGAGCAUUCAGUGAAACAAAGCCUCUGCAGCUUUACAACAACUCACUGGAUGCAUCGCAGAGGGAGGCUGUCUCCUUCUCACUGGCACAGAGGGAACUUGCCAUCGUCCAUGGACCACCUGGUACAGGGAAGACCACAACGCUGGUAGAGAUCAUCCUGCAGGCAGUACAGCAAGGCCUGAAAGUCCUGUGCUGUGCCCCCUCCAACGUUGCAGUGGAUAACCUGGUGGAGAGGCUGGCGGGGCACAGCGUGCGCAUCCUGCGGCUGGGGCACCCCGCUCGCCUGCUGGAGCCCAUCCAGCGCCACUGCCUGGAUGCGGUCCUGGCUCGGGGUGACGCUGCCCAGAUCGUGGCAGAUAUCAGGAAGGACAUCGACCAGGCCUGUGCUAAAACCAAGAAGGCUCAAGACAAGGGGGAGCGGAGCCACUUUCUCAGUGAGAUCAAGACCCUGAGAAAGGAGCUGAAGGAGCGAGAAGAAACUGCCAUGGCUGCAGCCCUCACCCACGCCAGUGUUGUCCUUGCUACCAAUACAGGUGCUUCCUCUGAGGGCCCCCUGAAGCUGCUUCCUGACAACCACUUUGACCUCGUGGUGAUAGACGAGUGUGCUCAGGCGCUGGAAGCCAGCUGCUGGAUACCUCUGCUGAAGGCUCCCAAGUGCAUCCUGGCUGGGGACCACAAACAGCUUCCUCCCACCAUCAUCUCCCACAAAGCUGCUGCCAAGGGCCUUGCCCUCAGCCUGAUGGAGCGGCUCAUCGGGAGGUACGGGCAGAAGGUGGUGAAGAUGCUGAUGGUGCAGUACCGCAUGCACGAGGCCAUCAUGCACUGGGCUUCCUCCGAGCUCUACGGCGGCCGCCUCACUGCGCACCCCACCGUAGCCCAGCACUUGCUUAAGGACCUGCCGGGUGUCACCUCCACAGAGGAGACCACGACUCCCUUACUGCUUAUAGACACUGCUGGCUGUGGCCUGUUUGAGCUGGAAGUGGAAGACGAACAGUCCAAGGGCAACCCAGGGGAGGUGCAGCUGGCUGGUUUGCACAUCCAAGCCCUGGUGGAAGCCGGUGUGAAGGCAAAAGACAUCGCUGUGGUAGCCCCCUACAACCUGCAGGUGGACAUGCUGAGAGAGCACCUUGGCCACAGCUACCCAGAGCUAGAAAUCAAAUCAGUCGAUGGUUUCCAGGGAAGAGAGAAAGAGGCAGUGAUCCUGUCAUUCGUGAGAUCCAACAGGAAAGGUGAGGUGGGUUUCCUGGCGGAGGAGCGGCGGCUCAACGUGGCGGUGACGCGCGCCCGGCGCCACGUGGCCAUCGUCUGCGACACGCGCACGGUGGGCAGCCAGCCCUUCCUGCAGCGCCUGCUGGCCCACCUCGGCCAGCGCGGGCGCGUGCGCUCGGCCUUCGAGUACCUCAGCGACCUCGUGCCCCAGAGCUACCCGCAGGAGGGGCAGAGCGAGCGGCAGCGGGGGGCAAAGCUGCCCGCAGCCCCCGGCCCCAAGCCCCAGCCGCCCCCGGGGGGGAAGCACAGGGCAGCAGCAGCCAGAGCAGCGUGUCCAAAGCCGGGAGCACAACGCAGCGGGGCCCCCCCGGCCACAAGCGGACCUGGGAGGGAGAGCCCGGAGACAAAAAGUGGUGCUGAGAGGCUGAGGGCCAUGCUGAUGGCCUUCCUGGAGAGCAGUGAGGUGCAGCUGGAUUUCCCCCCAUCCCUCAAUGCCCACGAUCGGAUGCUGGUUCACCAGAUGGCCGAGGAGCUGGGGCUGCAGCACGGGAGCACCGGGGAGGGCAGGGAGCGGUACAUCAGUGUCCGCAGGAAAGAGCCCACCGAGCCUGCACUGCCUGCAGCCGCCUCCCCCAGCGAGCAGCAUCCCCUUCCUCAGCCACAGCACCCCAGCAGCGAAACCCCUGCCCCUGCUGAGCCAGCAGGGAGCAGCCAGGGCUCGGGGAAGGUGGACCUGAAAGCCCUGCACCUCGAGAGGGUUCAGAGGGAGAAAGCCAGACGGGAGGAGGCAGCAAGGAAGGCUCAGGAGCCCAAGGCCGGCGGCAGGAAGAAAGACAAAGGUGAAGCCAAAGGCAAGCCAGCGGAGGCAGAAGAAGACAUCGACGCCCUGAUUUCUGCUGCCAUCAAAGCUGACAACACGUGCGGCUUCCUCCGCUGCAAAGCCAGUGUCACCACCCUGGGCCAGCUCUGCCACCACUGCCACCGCCGCUUCUGCCUCAGCCACCACAUCCCGGAGGUUCAUGGCUGUGGGGACAAGGCCAAGGCGCAGGCGCGGCAGCGCAUCAGCAGGGAAGGGGUCCUGUAUCCCGGGAGCGGCUCCAAAGACAAUUCCCUGGACCCGGCCAAGAGAGCCGAUCUCCAGCGGCGCCUGGACAAGAAGCUCAGCGAGCUCACCAGCCAGAGGAAGAGCAAGAAGAGAGACAAGGAGAAGUGAAGGAGCUCAACAGCUUCUUUUAAGCCUUGAAGUCACGGGUCAGACUGUGAAAGCCAAAGAUGCUGCUAAAGCUUCCAAGGGGAAGGUGGGAGCUCUCGUUUUUGGGUGGUGACAGACAGCCUGGAGCUAAUGUGCCUCAGUAAAGAGUCACUGGGUCUCCCUGGACCACAGAGCUGAGCCAGAGGAAGGAGAGCAGCUCUGUUUGUCCUGGUUAUCCUCACUGACAAAGUGAUGGAUGUACAGGGAGAGGCUGGAGAAUGCCAGUAAAGAUGGAUACUAAAUGCCUGAAGCAACCAGCUGCCCCUGGGGUGUUUCUCCUGCUACAGUAAAAAGACAAAUGUCCGUGAGCAGGAACAUGAGAGGAGCUGAAAGCCUCUGGUGAGCCUCUCCUCCAGGGAGGGUGACAAGAGAGUGGGUGCUCCAGCUCCACUGCCCCAGCCCAGCAGUCCUCUGGCACUGCUCACUGUCAGAGUGGCACUGGUGUGUCCACACAGCAGCCAGGGAUGCAUCCCUGUGGGAAGUGGCCCAUGCAGGGCUCAGUCCUGCUCUGGGGCUGUGUGGGGAUGGAGAGGCCUCAAGACUUGACCCUGCUCCAAAACAUGCUCUGGGAGAGCCGCCAUCCACUGCCUGCUCUCACUGUCCCCCUGCACAGCACUGGUGAGGUCUCUCCCUCUUCACUGCCUGCUGUUCCCUUCCCACACCUCAGAGGAGCUGCAUUUCUUCUCCCUGUCCUGCCCUUCCUGCAAAGCUCCCUGGGAAGCAAGAGGGAAGAUCCACAGCGGCAAAGGCACGUCCAGCCCUGCAAGGUCUGCGCAGGCAGGAGGGAGCCGCACGUUCAGACUCCCCUGUCCCUGCCUGUUCCCUGGUCCUGUACCCCCAAAACCAAUCCAUCUUCCAUGGUU